AUGCUAUCCUUCCGAAAGGCUUAUGCUGCAUUGCAACGUACGUCUUGGACGCCAUGUCAAUGCUACUGUCGAUCGAAUGUCGGAGCUUUUCGUGGUUUCAGUGCGCUGUUGGACAAUGGCGUCGUACCAAACCGUUCGACACCCGCUGCUGCUUCAGUACCAGUGAUUAGUCUUCCACCUGAUUACAAGCUGCUACCGGAUGAUGUACACUGCUUUGUAGGGCUCAAUGGUAGUGGUAAGACACAACUUAUAAGCAAGUUACAGGACCACGUCAAGGCGCAACAAGCUCAAGGAAAACUGCCAACAUCAUUUCGUCUUGCAACACUAAGUCUCGAUGCUCAUCGAGAAUUUCAGGAAAAAUAUGGACAGCACGUGGUGGCAGAUCAGGUGCGACACUUGUCGACGGGAGAAAUGCGAAAACUUUUGCUCGCUGUAUCGCUUUUGGAGACUCCAAGAGCAUCGGUGCUGAUUCUUGAUCAGCCGUUCGAUGGAUUGGAUGUGAAGGCGAGGAGACAACUGCAGUGGAUGCUUGGACAGUUGACGAGAGGAUUCACGAGACUGCUGGUAGAGACAACAGGAGCGAAGCACGAGGCGUUUGCUUUUAGAACGCAGGUGCUAGUGGUUGCAAAUCGAUUGGAACAAGUGUUUACAGAGAUCUUUUCGCAUACGAUUCUGUUAAAGCUCGGUGACAAUGCAAAAUUUGAAAUGGUGGCUUGGCCGGGAAAUAAAGAGGAUGACACACGCAAGAAGGCAAUGACAGAGCAUCUUAUACAGUUUUACACUGAAGAACAAAAAAAACGAAAGAAGAUGGCGGACACGGAACUUGUGUCACUAGUGGAGCAACUAUUUGUUUGCAAAAAUGAAGUUCUAUUCAAGGACAAGCAAACUUUGGCUCUACAAUUGAAUGAUGUUUCAAUCGCAUAUCAUAACAAGACGACCUUACUGAAAGAUGUGAAUUUUACGCGUCAAACCCACCAACAUUGGGCUCUGCUUGGGCCGAAUGGCUCGGGUAAGAGUUCCCUGAUGCGUGUAUUGAUGCAGGCACCUGGGCACGGUUUGAUUAAAGGUGAAGUUAUGGUUAUUGGCGAGCAAGUGCAUGUCCCUGGCUUGUCUUUUUCUAGUUGCAAUACCGAUUCUACGGACCCAAAGCGAAGACUUGAAGCGAUCUCAACUGAUCAGCACAUUCAACUUGUGCACCAAAGUUUACAGUCCGACAAGAAAGAGGACCAAACUGCAUUCAACCUCAUCCAUAGUAACGCUGCAAGUCCUGAGGCGGCUCGGCUCGCUAUACGCCUGCUAAUUUUGCCUGAUGCUGUGAAGAUCCGAUCUUUAGCUCAGCUCUCGCAGGGAGAGCAGAAACUUGUGCUGAUUGCACGUGCGCUAGCUGCACGUCCAAAAUUGCUGAUACUGGAUGAAAUCACGCAUGGACUCGAUCCAUUCAAUCAUGCUCACGUGCUGCGUGUGAUUGAAGCAAUCGGGCAACAUGCUGCACAGCAAACUCACAUGGUGCUUGUCACGCACCAUGAAGAGGAAAUUACUCCGUGUUUUUCAAGCAUUGUAGAAAUCCAAGACAAACAGCUUGUCGAGCGUUUCUCCGCAUCGAAAAUUUAA
This is a messenger RNA of Peronospora belbahrii, 1611 nucleotides long. The record is from the annotation of a GenBank genome assembly. Lineage: Eukaryota; Oomycota; Peronosporomycetes; Peronosporales; Peronosporaceae.